Messenger RNA from Cannabis sativa, 1049 nucleotides. Its product is annotated as syntaxin-61. The record is from RefSeq and is a predicted model, not a curated record. The transcript is spliced from 8 exons. Lineage: Eukaryota; Viridiplantae; Streptophyta; Magnoliopsida; Rosales; Cannabaceae. Gene Ontology annotation, biological process: Golgi vesicle transport; intracellular protein transport. Gene Ontology annotation, cellular component: membrane. Bases 243 to 986 code for a protein of 247 amino acids. Gene Ontology annotation, molecular function: SNAP receptor activity.
UGUAAAUUUUCAAUUCAUUCUUAAACUUUGCUAGAUCUUCGACGAAAUUCAUCUCGUGAAAUUGUUCUAUUUUUCUUCCCAUUUUUGCCGCGAAAUCGCUACUAGAUCUGUUUGCAUUACGCCAAUUGUAUUGCGAUUUUGAAACAUUCUUUUCAUUUUCCUUGAUAAAUAUAUUAUUACUUUGCUAUUUCCAUCUCUGCUCACACUCUCUCCUAAGCUGAUUUUGGGCCUUAAAUUGAAGAAUGCCUUCGGCUCAGGACCCAUUUUAUGUGGUUAAAGAGGAGAUUCAAGAAUCUAUUGACAAAUUGCAAUCUUCAUUUCAUCACUGGGAACGUAUUCCAGCCAAUACUGGAGAGCAAAUACAUCUUUCUAAAGAGUUACUGGCUAGUUGUGGGAGCAUUGACUGGCAGGUGGAUGAAUUGGACAAAACGAUUGCUGUAGCAGCUAGGGAUCCUGCUUUAUAUGGUAUUGAUGAGACAGAACUUGAAAAACGAAGGAGAUGGACCAGCAAUGCCCGUACUCAGGUGAGCACAGUGAAGAAGGUCCUUACAAGAGGAAAGGAGUCAAAUGGUACUGGCACCACAUCUGGAAAUGCAAUGCGUCGAGAGCUAAUGAAGCUGCCAAAUCUGUAUGGGACAGAUGGAACUGACCCUUACGCUGCCAAUGAUAAUGAUGAUUUCAUAGCAUCAGAAUCAGAUAGACAAUUGCUUCUUAUAAAGCAACAGGAUGAGGAGUUAGAUGAACUUAGUGCAAGUGUGCAGAGAAUUGGAGGUGUCGGGCUUACCAUACACGAAGAGCUCCUUCAACAGGAAAAAAUCAUAGAUGAAUUGGGUAUGGAAAUGGAUAGCACAUCAAACCGUCUUGACUUUGUUCAGAAAAAGGUGGCUAUGGUCAUGAAGAAGGCUGGUGCGAAAGGCCAGAUUAUGAUGAUACUAUUUUUGGUGGUCCUGUUUAUCAUCCUUUUUGUCUUGGUCUUUUUUACUUAGUGUAAAGUUUGAAGCAUGUAUGCCAAGUUUAUAAAUACAAGAGUGAUCUGCUCGUUUGGGAAC